CACAUACACACACAGAUAUUAUAGAUGAUGAUGACGAUAACGACCAGCCCUUCUGUCGAGAACGGCAUAUGAACGUCCAGUUGUUCGAUUAACUCAACAGCCGAGUCAUUGAAGUAGCGUGUAAGCAGCAGACUAUUCCACAGACACGUGCACGCUUAACGUAAUUUUCACUUACAACCAGCGUGAUACAGUAAGAAGGCUGGACCUUUGAAUUUACAGUUCACGUUUUGGUAGCAACCUGGCAGCAGAUUAUUUUGGCCGAGUUUGUGGAUAUGGACGCUCUUUGGACGGAUAUCAAAGCUACGAUUUGGAGUGAAAAGUUCUGGUUCCCCAAGAAUUUAUCAUGGGAAUCAUUAGAAAACAAAGACGACGGGAUAUAUCAUCCACAACUUGGCGAUUUAUCUUUAGCGUUACCCAUGGCAUUGUUCCUGUCGAUAUUUCGGAUUUGCUUAGAAAGGUAUCUAUUCAGCCCAAUAGGUAGAACACUAGGUCUUAAAGAAGAAAAACAUAUUCGAAUUAUUCAUCAUGAAGCACUGGAGAAAGCUUUUAAGUUACAUAAAACUCCAUGUAAUGGACUUGUACAGGGAUUAGCAAAGCAGACAGAUCUAAGCAUUCGUCAGGUGGAAAGAUGGUUCAGAGGUCGACGGAAACUAGAAAAACCGAGUGUACUGAAGAAAUUUGUGGAAUCUGGAUGGCGUUGUACAUUUUAUUCUGCAAUAUUCAUUUAUGGAAUGGUGAUGCUUUUGGAUAAAGUCUGGCUGUGGAAACCUGUUAAUUGUUGGAUAGGCUAUCCACAUCAUCAUGUGAGCAAUGAUAUCUUUUGGUUUUACAUAAUAGAGAUUGGCUACUACCUCUCCAGUUUGGUGCUUCAUUUCACAGAUGUGCGUCGAAAGGACUUUUGGGAACUCUUCAUUCACCAUAUUAUAACUUUAUUGUUGCUGACUUUCUCAUGGAUUCAGAAUAUGAUCAGAGUUGGUACUUUGGUGCUAGUAAUUCAUGACACUGUUGAUCCCCUUGUAGAGUCUGCUAAAAUGGCGAAAUACUGUGGCAAGCUAGUUAUGUGCGACAUACUUUUUGUUGUUUUUGCUAGCACUUGGUUUAUUACAAGGCUUGUGAUAUUUCCAUGGAGAAUUGUAUAUAGUACAUUGUUCUUGGCUCAUCCAAUUGUUGGUUUCUGUCCUGGCUGGUAUAUAUAUAAUGGCUUGCUGCUUACACUUCAGUUUCUCCAUAUAAAAUGGUUUCUUAUAAUAUGUCGGGUUGCUGUUUAUGCUAUCAGAACUGGAAAAACAGAAGAUCUGCGGAGUGAGACAGAGGAAAAUGUCAGUGAUGAUGAUAACCAUGUUCCUGUUACUCAGAAGUCUGGCUGAAAGCUUACUACAACAGAACCACCUCCUAAAAACUUUAAAAUUUGCCAUUCUCAUUUCUGUCAUUACCUCUUCAACCACCACCUUUACUGCAAUUCCUGGCCAACCUUUACUAAUUCUAACAUUCACCCAAUUUCUCUUAUAACUUGAUUACCUUGAAACCUUUUUUCUUUCUUUCUUUUUUUUUAACAUUCUUUCUUUCACCUAAUACUAAAUUUUACCCACCAUCACUAUCUAUGUUGGUAGUGUUUGAAAUACUCAUCUAGUCUUUAAAUCAGUAUUAGGUAACAGGCCAGUGCUGUUUGCUACACAGUUAGUUAUAAAAAAAAAGUUUGAUUUCAA
Messenger RNA from Octopus bimaculoides (California two-spot octopus), 1706 nucleotides. RefSeq names its product ceramide synthase 6. Gene Ontology annotation, molecular function: sphingosine N-acyltransferase activity; DNA binding. Gene Ontology annotation, biological process: ceramide biosynthetic process. Gene Ontology annotation, cellular component: membrane. NCBI's taxonomy places the organism in Eukaryota, Metazoa, Mollusca, Cephalopoda, Octopoda, Octopodidae. The record is from RefSeq and is a predicted model, not a curated record.